UGCAGUCUGUGGCUGCGCCCCUUGUUGCGCUUCCGGUACGAAUGUUCGAGUCUAUCAUAGUAUCAUCGCCUUGUCGACCACUGUAGUGGCGUCUAUAUUGAUCAUCUCACACACACCACACUCGUGAAUUCCGGCGUCGUUGCCCAGCGUGCUGCGUUGCCCUCUGCUCCAUGGCGCUCCCAAUUCUGCCUGGCAACCACUUCCCUCGGCCCGUUCCCAAGACAUCAUGCACAGGCUAUAAUAGCUGCAAUCAGACAGGGCCGCGCUCGAGGUCGUACCUCGACUCUCCCGCCCUUUAACUAUGGCCACUACUCUCCCGUCCUUCGUGGAGCUCAUGGCGACUUUGGGUCUUGAAAAUUCGCCUGGACUGCCAGUCCUCCACAAAGAUACGGUGCCUGUUAGCCUUGGGCACCGUGUUCACCACUCUCGCUCUUCUUCUGCAUCUUCUUCUAGUUCGCUGUCUUCUUCACUAUCUAGCACUGUCUCUCCACGACGGCCCCUCGUACGCCUAGAGGGAUCAUCCGCCAUGGAAUCCGAGAGCACGCCAUCAGACCGAGACUGGGAUACGGAGAGGCGUCGGGUCCGUGUACCUCGCUUCGCACCAUACGCACCCUCCAUCUCGCACAUGAGAAAGCGAAGUACCCCCGCCUUCAUCAAAGAAGAGAUAGAGGAAGUACCUGUACGACCAUUAUCUACAUCGCCUUAUUUAUCUCCGACGACCUGUGGCGUCCCUCGGCGUGCGUCGCAUAACGCUUUGCGACAAUCCUAUGCUCGCCCACGCAAGCUUGUCCUUUCGCAGUCCGAUUUGACCGCGAACACCCCGAUAUCCACAUUCGUCCGUCGCAAGACACCACAAGGAUCACCGACGUCCCCUUCCUUCUCCCACCGCAUCCGGAAGAGGUCAUGCAGUCCAGUGCAGCCCGUCUUGAUCCCUACUCUCCCCCAUGUAUUCCCUCCCCCGGAGACGUGGAAGUACGCCUCUUCGGACACAGAGGAUGAAGACAUGCACGAUGCCCAUGCAUGAGCUACGAGAGCAUCGUCUGACUCGUUCAGAUUGCAUUGCCCUACACAACCCGUCCUGCACGAUGCCGCAUCAGAGCGGCGUGCCGUGCGAGUCCUCACCCGCCAUGUCUCUAUCAGACUUAACUUUAUUCCUCCGGACUUAUAGCCAUCGCUGUAUCUUCCAUCCCACACUGUACC
Molecule: messenger RNA, 1200 nt
Organism: Fomitopsis serialis
Lineage: Eukaryota; Fungi; Basidiomycota; Agaricomycetes; Polyporales; Fomitopsidaceae
Exons: 3
Coding region: 302-1024 (240 amino acids)
Source: RefSeq, a predicted model, not a curated record